This is a messenger RNA of Nematolebias whitei (Rio pearlfish), 4042 nucleotides long. RefSeq names its product CD81 molecule a (gene cd81a). The transcript has 8 exons. Bases 122 to 823 code for a protein of 233 amino acids. NCBI's taxonomy places the organism in Eukaryota, Metazoa, Chordata, Actinopteri, Cyprinodontiformes, Rivulidae. Gene Ontology annotation, cellular component: membrane. The record is from RefSeq and is a predicted model, not a curated record.
UGCCUCCUUCCACGAGCAGAACCAGGCAUUUCAGUGAGCUCGAGCCCGUUAUUCGUCUGUUCUUGCCGCCUCUUCCUCUCCUCAGAAACUCCGCUGCCAACACGUCGUCUAUCGGACCACCAUGGGAGUCGAAGGCUGCACCAAAUGCAUCAAGUACCUGCUGUUUUUCUGCAACUUCAUCUUCUGGCUUGCAGGGGGUGUAAUCUUGGGUGUGGCCCUGUGGUUGAGGCAUGACAAGCAAAUCAGCAGCCUGCUGGAGCUUGAACUGGAUGGGACUCAUCCCCCCAGCUCCUUCUACAUCUGUGUCCACAUUCUGAUUGCAGUUGGAGCCGUGAUGAUGGUGGUCGGUUUCCUCGGGUGUUACGGGGCCAUUCAAGAGUCCCAGUGUUUGUUGGGAACGUUCUUUGUCUGCCUGGUCAUCCUGUUCGCCUGUGAAGUUGCAGCUGGAAUCUGGGGUUACAUGCACAGAGAAACUGUUUCACAGGAGAUGAAGAACUUCUACGACUCUGUCUACAAUCAGGCCACAUUGGAGAACCUUCAGCAGGAGAAAAAGACGGCUGUUGCACAAGUGCUCAAGGUCUUCCAUGAGACGCUCCAAUGCUGCGGUAAGGGCACAGGGAGCGCAAUUUUUACACGACUGACAUCUGACGCCUGCCCCAACGAUUGGUCAACAAUGAGUUGCCACAAGAGGAUCAACGACCUGUUCUCAGAUAAGAUUCAUCUGAUUGGAAUCGCAGCGCUGGUGGUUGCAGUCAUUAUGAUCUUUGAGAUGAUUUUCAGCAUGGUGUUGUGCUGCGGGAUCCGCAACAGCCCUGUGUACUGAUGAGACUGAGUGGAUGGAAGGAUGACCUCACAGUCUCCGUGUCUAUUGUUUUUCUUAUAUUACAUGGAAUUAUCACAUAUAGUGCUUGCUGGAUUUAGUCAGCUUUUUAGGAUCUUAUAAACCAUCCUGAAUGAAAAGAAAGAAUAACUUUAUUACACUGUUAAUUUUGUUAGUCACAGAUGCUGUCAUAUGUAUUCUAUCAGCCCUAUCCUCACAUGGUAUGUAGAUUUUUUAUCACUCAUUGGUUACACUCACCAGUCGAGGUGCUGUAAUUCUUCAGUGGUUGGUUUUUACUGCCUUCUUGCCUAUGGACAUGCUAUUACAUUCUUGGUUUUAUGGAUUUAUUUCACUGUUUUAUGUAUAAACUGUAUAUAAGUAUAUGUUGACAGUGCUUUGUCUGCCCGAGCAUGGAUAUUGUAUCACAUGAAAUCUUUAUCCAGUAUUUUCUCUGUAUUAACCUGCUUGUCUUGCUUUAGGCUGAAUCCGUUAUGGGUGUAUGUGACCGGCACUAGUGAAAUAAAGGGGUCGGCCUCACUGACAUAGUAGCCACCCAGAGUGGCAAACAGACGCACGCACACAUCUUGUUGCCUAUGUCCAUGUAGCUAUGUGACGUCUGCAUGAAUCUAGUUGAUCUCAGAAGCUGGUGGCAAAGUCAGUGAUCAAGGAUGUUUCCAAAUAUUAGUUAGGUUUUCGGGUGGAUUCGGUCCAGAGUUUGUCGCGAUGAUUUAAAGAACACUGUACUGUUCGCUUUGGUCAGUUUGAUGGUCAUAGAUUUUGUGAAGUUAAGUGGAGACCAUUUGAUAACUAAGAAAGCUCUGAAUGAUUUUACCUAAAGAGGCCUGCCCUGUUUUGUUGCCUGCAGAGUGGAAUUCCUGGAUAACACUUGGAUGUUGUCUUUGACGUUAAAGCCGCCUUCACUUUGGAUGGCGACUCCAUUAUGUUCAAGUUUGGAAAACCUUCAGUGUUAGGACAGUUGUGACAUUGCUAUGCUUUUAGUGCUUGUCCUGACACAACUCUCAGACUGAGUCAGGAGACAUGCUGAUGUGAUGCUACUACUAUGGGUAUUACAUCUGUGCCACGUUGGUUUCAUUGGUUUAUUUCAGUCAUGGUCUUCAGAAUUAUGCUCUGCUUGAAAUUCACUGAUGAAGCCACAUGUCAUGGACACGCUGCCACCACGAUGAUAAACCACCACGACUCUGCUGCAGCAUGCUCAAAACUUACUGAUCAAUCGUGCAAAAUGAGGAGCCCAGUGCGUUCCUAAUAUACCACUAAAGAUCUCGCCAAGACCUUGCAAAGAUCGUCCAAAAUCCGAUGGUGUUUUUACAUCCUCCUUUGAAGUGGAACCUUGUAUGUGGUCUGCAUGGCCACCAGUUUAAACACUGGUUUGGCGUUCGAUGGCAGAUUUUCUGUAACCUACCUUGAGUUUCUGCUCCCCUCUGCUGCCAGCUUGUCAUCCGACCCUCACCCGGUUUCUCUUUCGCCUCGUCGAUGCUGAAGCCAUAAGACCAGUUUUUCGUCCCACUUCUUUUUUAACGUCAGUGCCAAAGAACAUUGCAAGAAAUAUUUCCAGAUCUCCUGAAAAAGUGUCAGUUAAACCUAAAUGCUGACUAUUACUGUAUAUUUUUUUAACAAUUUCAUCUGUAAGGAUUUUUUUGUCAUCAUUUAAUGCACUCUGAACGGUGAAGAUAUGAAGAACUGAUUGAACUUAAUCCUGUUAUCUGUUCUUUUAAAGCUGCCGUGUCAAAUCAGUCCCUCCCAUCUAUGUGGUUAUUUGUUUGACAAGUUGUUCAUACAUCGUGUUUUCAAUGCAUCUGUAUGUAGUGAUGAAGGCCACUUGAUUACCACUGAAUCAUUCAGCUGAACUGCAUCAUAAGAUGGCACUUAAUGUCAUGAAGUCUAUGCAUUCAUUUUUUGUGUAUUAUCCAACAAACUUGGCUGUUUACUCAUCAGUGGACUGUCUCAGGUUGAUUCCUGGUAUAUCCGGUUUCUCUUGAGAUGAAAUUUGGUGACACUCCAGCCUGCAGCAUGGCUCACUCCCUCACCUUUGGUUCUGCCAUUUGGCCUUUUGUCUUGCAAGGAUAAAGUGUCCUUUUUCUCUGAAGGAUCAAUGGUCGUCUCACCCUCCGUCAGAAGCAGUUUCUGUGGCUACAAAGCCAGUAUUCUCUGGGUCCUGAAAGAAAAGCCCACUUAUCUCGCUAAACGACAGGGUAGAACCCAGGGAAUAAAUUGGAUUUGGUCCCAUUUGUAAAAGUAGGUGGAGCAUCGUUUUGUUGUUCUGAAUCUGGGUGUCUUUGUCUGGUGCUGUCCAGUCCUCUUAUCUGAUACAGUUCUGAUGUUGUACUGCCCCCAUCUGACUCCACUGCCUAUUAACUGUCCAUUCACCAUGCUGUUCUCAGCAGAGGGUCCAGACGGGACUGACGCCCAUCAGUAAUUCAUGAAACCUUCUUAGAACCACUUAUAUGUUUCAUAGAUGUUGCUUUGGCUUGGAACAAAUACAACCAAAGGAUUAUUGAGUAUGCGUCAGGACAACCAAAUCAAAUUUAUUGGUGUGUACAUCACAGCAGAUGCAGCUGGGUUCACGUUCCGUUUUUUUUUUUUUGUCUAAGUUUCAAUUCUUCAAAAAUCCAUCUGUCGCUAACAAACAAAGCUUCUCACCUCUUCAGUGCUCUAGCCCAUCAUGGAAACCACCCAACAGAUCACUGAAGCUUUGAACCUUCCCAUGUAGUCUUAGCCUUUUUGUCAACCAGUUUAAACUUUGCCUUGUUAACCGCUCACACGGAAACUGAAGAGUCAGCGGACGUGUGUCGUAUUGUACUAAUGAAGCUAAUGAAGGUUGUAGAGAAACAAUGUAUGCCUUUUAUCUCUUUGUAUUGUGAUAUCUUUGUCUGGUACGUCAAACAAGUCUGGAAAGGGAGGACGAUUUAGUGGCAGUGCCAAAUGAUGGGAAGUCCAACCUUCGUCACACUAGCUAAUUUUCUCCAAAGAUCAUUCAAAUUAUUGGAGGGGGACAAAAAUCCAGCAUCUAGUUGCACCGGUGAUGAGAGCACCCCCUGAGUUUUUCCCAAAACGAUAAUAAUAAAACACUUUCUGUUUAAUAUUCUGUUUUUCUAAUUGGCAUUCUUCCCUCAGGACCACUGCCACAUAAAGCUCAGCCUCUCUUUACCCUUGUGGACUUUGAUUUACCCAAAUAUAAAGGGAUUAAAUGUAUUUUACAAAUAA